UCGAAUCGCCGCAUUUUGACAACAAUGUCAAGUUCGUUGGGCUGACGAUUAUAAACACUCCAGCAGGUACGGGACUUUCUGCUUGUGAUCGAUUCUCACUGAAAACAUGGAUAACGGAAUUUCACCAGCCAAGAAACAAAAAGUGGCAAAUGGCAGCAACAACGAUGCCGACAAAAUUAAGAGCGGCUACCUUAAAACCCAAAAAGAUCCGGAGAAUAGCGUCAGUCUCCUCUUCUCCCUCCCCGAGAAAGUCGGAGCGCUGGCCCAGGUGCUCAAAAUCUUUGAGAGCCAUCAAGUGAAUCUGCACCACAUUGAAUCCAGACCAUCAAAGCAGAGCAGUACCGAGUUUGAAUUUUUCGUGAGCUGUGACAACAAGACUGGCGGCCUACAGGAAGCACUGGACGCUCUCAAGAAGAUCGCCAAGAGCUUCCGGCUUCUGUCGAGGAAGACCGGGGAAUACCCCGCUGAUGGUACCGUGAAAACUGAUGAAGUCCCCUGGUUUCCAAAGAAGAUUUGUGAGCUUGACCGGUUUGCCAAUCAAAUUCUCAGCUAUGGAAAUGAACUGGAAUCCGAUCACCCGGGUUUUACGGAUGCUGUGUACAGGGCAAGACGAAAGGAACUAGCGGAUAUUGCAUUCUUUUACAAGCAUGGGCAAGAGAUCCCCAGGGUUAAAUACACGGAGGACGAAAUCAGCACAUGGAGAACAAUCUACAAUGAACUGACCAAACUGUAUCCUACUCACGCCUGUAAACAAUUCAACCACGUGUUUCCACUUCUGCAAGACAACUGUGGUUAUAACCCAGACAACAUCCCACAACUGGAGGAUGUCUCCAGGUUUCUGCAAGAUUGUACUGGAUUCAGAAUUAGGCCUGUGGCCGGGUUGUUGUCGUCACGUGACUUUUUAUCAGGAUUGGCUUUCCGCACGUUUCAUUCAACACAGUACAUACGUCACAGUUCGAGGCCAAUGUACACACCCGAACCCGAUGUUUGUCACGAGUUAUUGGGUCACGUGCCUCUCUUUGCUGACCCUGCGUUUGCCCAGUUUUCACAGGAAAUUGGGUUGGCUAGUCUUGGGGCACCGGAUGAAUACAUCAAAAAAUUAGCUACGUGUUACUGGUUCACCGUUGAAUUUGGGAUGUGCAAACAAGAAAAUGAUCUCAAAGCAUACGGGGCUGGGUUGUUGUCUUCAUUUGGUGAAUUGCAGUAUUGCCUUACUGACGCCUCAGAGAAAAAGACCUUUGACCCUGCAGUAACAUGUGACCAAGAAUAUCCUAUCACAUCCUUCCAGCCUAUCUAUUUCGUGGCGGAUAGUUUUGAAAAAGCAAAGGAGAAAAUGAGAGAGUAUGCAAAAACCAUUCCUCGUCCGUUCAGCGUGCGGUACAACCCUUACACACAGAGUGUGGAGGUGAUUGAGAACAAGAACCAAAUCAUCAACCUCACACACGCCAUCAAAGGUGACCUGACUCUAUUGGAAGAUGCCCUGUCCAAAAUCGGAGGAAUUUAAUUUUCUGGAAUGGACAAUGUCUGCAUCGUGAAGUGAAUUUGUUUUUGUUAGCAUGUGUAAAUAGUGACGCUUGACACUUUAUCAGUAUUUUGGGUGUUUUGUUAACUCACUUGAUCAUCAUAUAAGUGCUAAAAACCUGACAUAGUAUAUUUCUAGUAUAUGAAUACAUCUGUAUAAAUAUGUACACUUGUGUCUUUUAGAUUUUGCAUCGAAACAGUUGAUGCAGCUAGAAAUAUACAAGGCUUAUAACUGGCGUUGGAUAAAACUAAUCUUCUUCGUCACUUGUACGCUUCUUUGUUAUAUGUUUGUCAAUAAAAAUAUUUUAUAUAUA
Magallana angulata is the source of this 1835-nucleotide messenger RNA. RefSeq names its product protein henna-like. The record is from RefSeq and is a predicted model, not a curated record. The transcript has 14 exons. Gene Ontology annotation, biological process: L-phenylalanine catabolic process; L-tyrosine biosynthetic process. Gene Ontology annotation, molecular function: iron ion binding; phenylalanine 4-monooxygenase activity. Bases 107 to 1504 code for a protein of 465 amino acids. Lineage: Eukaryota; Metazoa; Mollusca; Bivalvia; Ostreida; Ostreidae.